GGGACACACAUGUGAGUUUUGACGAGUGUUUUGUUGCUGUUUCACCCAGAUAUAACGUUAGUUUGCUUUCCACUUUAUCCAGAACUGCUUGCAACACGAUGGCGAGUGAUAACAGAUGCAUUGUUGCAAUAGCUAAGAAGAAAGGUGGUAUAUCAGACGAGAUGAUUUUGCGCCGGCUCUUCCAGACUUGGUUCCCAUCAAAGUUUGUCAUCUUAUGAUACGUAACAUCUAUGGAAUCAAGUGGAUCACUCUGGCUGCUGUGAAACUCGGACUCCAUGCUCAGGUCUGGACAGUGUCUUCAGCUCUCAACCAACAUCCUGAGCUUCGGGGGGCUUGUUGUCGAGGAAGCCGCGGGUGACCGCAAGAGAAAUGUAAUGAUAUACUUCCACUUAGAGGACGAUACUCUACGCCUUGUGGAACUGCCUACACCUAAUGCUGGCGCCGUCCAGGGGACCCUGGUGGGGAGACAGCGUGUGGCCACCUCCACACACCCUCUUGCUCCACACCUUACCCUCCACCAUUUCAAGGUGGGUGAAUAUGUGACUGUGUUGGGUCGCCGGUAUCUAGUGACCAGCUGUGACCGAGCCACCAGGACCUACCUCACAUCUCUUGGCCUCGCCCCGCAGCCAGACCUCGCACCUCACCCUACUACUGUGACUCAGGUCGGACCUCAAACUUGUGUACUCGCUGCUUGAUAAUGAUUCGUAACCGAUAGAACGUCAUCUAGUUACCAUUACAGAUUUUUUGAGUAGUCAAUAUUGCAAUCAAAUGCAAAAUUAUGGUAAACACUGGUCAGUAUUUUGAAGA
This is a messenger RNA of Cherax quadricarinatus, 807 nucleotides long. NCBI's taxonomy places the organism in Eukaryota, Metazoa, Arthropoda, Malacostraca, Decapoda, Parastacidae. The record is from RefSeq and is a predicted model, not a curated record.